AUGGAGAGUGCCAAGGAGGAGCAGGGGGCGCUGGCGAUCGAGGACAUCGCGGCGAGCGAGGGUGCGCUGGUGGUGGCGUCACAAGCGCUGCUCCCCCAUGGACCUCCCACGACCUACGGGCCUCAGCGGAGGGAUGACGGCCGUUCAAAGAAGGACGGAAAGGGACAUGGGACCUCGAGGCAGGUGGAAGUCAACCCCUUUUGGAGCCAGACGAUCAAGGACGAAGCCAUGCUCCGCGCCAUGAGGCCUGCGGGGCUUCCGGACGCAUCCACAUCGACGGCAAGGCCUACGGCAUCCGGAGGUGAGGAGAUGGGGGUUGACAUCCAAGAAGUCCUGAGAGCGGUCAUGUCUCAGAAUUCGAUGCUCAAGAGGGAGCUGGCGGAGUUGAAGAAAAAGGUGGAUGACUCCUACAAGGAGAAGGACCGGGAUUUCAAGGAGGCAAGUCGACCUAAGCCUCCAACAUCGACACCUCCGCCGAGUCCACCAUCGGGACCGCCGCCUGAUACCCCAGAGGCUGAGAAGGGUGCAGGCACGACCUCCCUCGGAGCGAUUCCAGAGUUCCCAGGGAAUGAACGACGAGGAGAACCUGGGAAGCUAUCUGAUCCAGUUCAAUGGCCACCGGGAGUAUGUCAUGAUACUGGACGUGGAGCUCCACCUGUACCAGAAUCUUGGUUGGGAGCACUUCAGGCUGGACACCGAGGAGGGCAGGGGCAGAGCUUUGAAGGGAAGGAAGUGGCAGGGACUCCACAUCCUGGAACCCAAGGAGGUAUAGGACCCGGACGUGGAGGACUACCUGACUGUGCAGUACGAAAUGGAGACCUGAGCAAAGGGUCACCUCUGGAGCAAGCUGCCCAAUCUGUUCUGAGGCAGUUGGGCACUGGAACCUCGGACGGAGGCUGGGGCGAAGUGAUCAGGUCAGUUGAGCUGCCGCCGCUCCAGGAACUGCGAGAAGGUGAGUUGGGAUCACUGGUCCUGGGAGAUUGGAUCCAACUCAUCUCCCCGACGAUGAGGGACCUCAGCGCUACUUCAUGGAGGUGGUGGGAAGAGGUGAUGCAGGGGGCCAUGGUGGCCUAUCGUGAGUGGCUUCGUGCAGAACCAGUUCAACGGCUUCACAUCAAGGCGGAGGUGCCCCGAGAGUGCAACACCGUGUGGAGCAGGCUGGAGCAACGAGGACAGCUCAUGCUUCUGAAUGCAGUGCCGGCAUCAAUUCGAUCAGAGAUGCUGGCAAAUAGAGCCUCCAAUUCGGUGGAUGUCCUCUAUGCUCUCUUCCGGAGGUACCAGCCUGGAGGGUUGGCGGAAAGAUCUCGACUUCUUCGACAGCUGGUCGAGCCUAAAACACCGCAGACGAUGAAUGAGGUGGUGGAGAUGCUCCGUGGCUGGAGGAGGAGCUUGAGGAGAGCUCAGGAGCUGGAGAUUGCGACCCCGGACGCAACCCUACUGCUUGGAGCAUUGGACAAGAUGUCGGAGUUGGUGGGGAAAACCUCUAACCAAGUGGCCUUCAGGAUGUCAUCAACCAGAGCGACACUGGGAGUCGACGUUACUCCAACUCUCGAGACCGUCCUGAGCUUCUCGGACAUGUUGACGGCUGAGGCGGAAUCACUGGCCAUCAGCGAUGUUCAACCACCCCCGGAAGUCAAGCCGGCGAAUCAAGUCACCAAGGUCAAGGCAAUGACCGCCGUGGCGGAUGAGAAGGCAGAGAAGGGGGUCGGGAAGGCCAGAGCUGAUGGACGGAGUGAUGAGAAGCCAUGUCGUUUUUGGGGCACCGAUGAGGGGUGCCGGAAAGGUCAAGAUUGCCGCUUCAAACACGACUGGGGUGGACUUGAGAAGAAGGGGAGAUGCUUCGGAUGCUCGGGAACUGGUCAUUCGAAGAAGGAUUGUCCGACUGGGAAGCCAAGAUCGAAGGAGUCUCCGGAGAAGCAGGCUGUGAAGUCCGUCAAGGAGAAGGUGACGACCGCCCUGGCGAAGGGGGACACAGCUGAUGCUGGGCCCAAGACUGGGGGGAGCGAGCCGGUGGAACACAGCCGAUCCAACGAGGGCGACAAGGGAGCGGGAACUUCAGGAGAGAUGAAGGACCUGUUGAAUGAAGCGACGACUUUACUGAAGAGUUUGAGGCCAAGUUCAUCGAUGAAGGCCAUCCGGCUAAGCAGCCUCGAGGUCCGAGAAGGUGGAAGAGCGCUCCUGGAUGGAGGGGCCACUCACUGCUUGAGGAGGACCGCAUCAGAAGAGGAAUGGGCAAGCGCCCAAGAAGUCAAUGUAGAGCUGGCGGCAGGGUCAGCGGUCCUGAGAUUGCUUCCGUGGACGAGAACCUUGCUGACCAAGGAGGAUGUUCAGGUCAUCGUCCCACUGGGAGUGCUCAUUUCCUUGGGCUAUGAGGCGGUCUGGGAGAAGACGAGAUUUGAGCUCACGGACCCGACCGGACUGGUGUUGGACACGAAGGUGGAGAACUCGUGCCCCACGAUCGAUGAGACACUGGCGCAUGAGUUGAUCCAAGAGAUCGAGCGGAGUAUGGUAAGGGAGAGAGCCCGGUUGGCACAUCUGGCUGGGGAGAACAUUGGCUUGGAAGUGGACCCUGAGGAGGCGAAGUAUCUGUCCGAGCUAAAGGACCUCUUCCCGGAAGUACCGCACCACAUCCUCGAAAGGCUGCUCCCGAAGAAGAGCUGGACUGGAGAGGGGUUGCCUUGGAAUAGGCAUGAGAGAAGGCGAGUCCGCAGGGCGAAGGAGGUAGUGAUCCACCUCUUCAGCGGAGACUCAAAGAAAUUUUGGCAGAAGGAGCUGGAGGCUGAAAGUCGAGCGGUCCUCUGCAUUGACACUGUCAUUGACCAGGGAAUGAACCUCCUGCGAGACGACAUCUUCUCCUACCUGCUCGACUUGGCCGAUGGUGGGACGGUGUGUGCACUGUUGGGAGGACCUCCAUGUCGGACGAUGAGCAGGCUGAGAUUUAAGCAGCCGGGACCUCCACCCCUGAGGGAACGAGAAGGUCCCUACCGGUUUGGUCUCCCUCAACUGGACCGCUACCUACGAAAGCAGGUGGAAGAUGACACGGUCUUGUUUCUGAGGCAGCUGUAUCUUCACCAUCGAGCGGCACUAGCUCGAGGCCCGAAGGUGACUCUGGCAGCGCUGGAGCAGCCUGAGGACCCGGAGGAGUAUCUCAAGGCAGAGGAGAAGGAAGCCCACAGGAUGGCUUACAAAGUGGUCGAGGAGCGGCUGCGAUGGCGGCUCAAGUACAACCAGGUGGAGGCGAAGAUGCAAGAGCGCGAGCGGCAAACCAUGGAGGCCUUCGAGCAACGCCAGGAGUACUUGCGCCAACGCCAGGCCCGUUGCGACGACUCCGGGGAGAUCCGGAAGGAGCUUCGUCACUUGCGCGACGUGGGCAGACGGCUGAAUCAGGCGCAGCGCGAGCGGAAAGAGGCCUGGCGCUUGGCGAAGAAGAAGCGGGAGAGCAUGGAGAAGCACCUUGCGCACUGCGGGCUGAAGAUGCCUAACAUGCCCAACGUGAAAUCAUAG
Molecule: messenger RNA, 3504 nt
Organism: Durusdinium trenchii
Lineage: Eukaryota; Dinophyceae; Suessiales; Symbiodiniaceae
Source: the annotation of a GenBank genome assembly